Messenger RNA from Fusarium verticillioides 7600, 2840 nucleotides. Its product is annotated as pre-mRNA-splicing factor prp46. The transcript has 3 exons. Gene Ontology annotation, biological process: mRNA splicing, via spliceosome. Gene Ontology annotation, molecular function: protein binding. Bases 86 to 1462 code for a protein of 458 amino acids. NCBI's taxonomy places the organism in Eukaryota, Fungi, Ascomycota, Sordariomycetes, Hypocreales, Nectriaceae. Gene Ontology annotation, cellular component: Prp19 complex; catalytic step 2 spliceosome; precatalytic spliceosome. The record is from RefSeq and is a predicted model, not a curated record.
CAAAAGAUAUCCCAGUUUAUCAUAAUCAUCAUCCCCAGCGGCCAUCCUAGUGCUUUUGAGUCGCAAACACGAGCGCACACACACCAUGGAGACACCAGAAGUUCCUCAAGAUGCUCUUCGACUCAAUGCUCUUGCCGCCCAAAAUGCGAACGUCUCGAGAACAGUCUACGCUCAUGCAUCCGAGCGAUCGACUACAAAGCGCCAGAAGCUAGACGCGUCCGAGGACCCCAUCAUCAAGAGACGGUUCCACAACGAAUACUCAGAUGUCGAGACUUUACCGCCAUCAAUUACUGCGAAGCUUCCAACGAAACAGCCUGGGAAGAAAACGUCUAAGGCUGGCGUGCCUGCUCGCCCAGCAAUGAAACUCCUCGAGGGUGCGCCUAGUUCGGACAAGGCAUCUGCUCCUGCUGCCAGGGACGAAAGCACACCACAGAACAUGAGCCUUACGUCAAGAGGAGUGCAAGGCAUUCAGCAGCAGAAACCAGAAUGGCACGCGCCAUGGAAGUUAAUGAGGGUCAUCUCUGGUCAUCUCGGCUGGGUGCGCAGUCUGGCUGUUGAACCUGGCAACAAAUGGUUUGCAAGCGGCGCAGGAGAUCGAACUAUCAAGAUUUGGGACUUGGCCACGGGCUCGCUGAGGCUGACUCUUACUGGACAUAUCAGUACUGUGCGCGGUCUCGCAGUGUCCGCUCGUCAUCCUUACCUCUUCUCUUGUGGCGAAGACAAGAUGGUCAAGUGCUGGGAUCUCGAGACUAACAAAGUCAUUCGUCACUACCACGGACAUCUCAGCGGUGUCUAUACUCUUGCCCUACAUCCAACACUCGAUGUUCUGGUCACUGGCGGUCGCGAUGGUGUUGCGCGUGUCUGGGAUAUGCGGACCAGGAGUAACAUUCACGUCCUGUCUGGCCACACCCAGACGGUUUCCGAUCUUGUUUGUCAAGAGGCUGACCCUCAAGUUAUCACCGGAUCUUUGGAUUCGACAGUCCGACUCUGGGAUCUCGCAGCUGGCAAGACCAUGGGUGUGCUAACUCAUCACAAGAAAGGUGUCCGUGCUCUAGCAACACAUCCAUCAGAGUUCACAUUUGCUAGCGGCAGCACAGGGAGCGUCAAGCAAUGGAAGUGCCCUGAAGGUGCUUUUAUGCAGAACUUCGAGGGCCAUAAUGCUAUUAUUAACACGAUGAGUGUAAACGAGCAAAAUGUCUUCUUUACAGGAGGCGAUAAUGGCUCCAUGAGCUUUUGGGAUUGGAAGACUGGCCAUCGAUUUCAAUCUCUUGAUACCACAGCUCAACCUGGUUCUCUUGAUGCUGAGGCAGGUAUCAUGAGCUCAACGUUCGAUCGCUCUGGCCUACGUCUGAUCUGUGGUGAAGCUGAUAAAACAAUCAAAAUCUGGAAGCAAGACGAAACAGCAACAGAAGAAUCACACCCCCUCGAAUGGAAGCCCACACUGGCCCGACGAAAGUUUUAAAGGAGCGAUUAGAGGUAGUAUUUUUUUUUUUUUUUCAUAUUAAGGAUGAAUUGUCGCAGGACGCCGUUCGGGUUCUAUACUACACUACAACUGUUAUACACCGAUACCCAAAGCCUUAAGGUCUCCGUCAUCACGGAGGGCCAUCUUCACUUCAUCGUCUGCAAUAGAAAGACGGAGCUUACUGGAUCUCUCUGCGCGCUGAGCUUCAAGGUUAAUCAGGCCGGCUGCUACUAAUUCGAGCGCCGCUGUGUGAAUGUGACCGGGUCUGGUCAUUGGGCGCUGACUUCCUAUCUGCGUUCCUUUCAGGCCAUUAUUGAGAACUGCUGCUACCCCUGGAAGCGCUGCUGGAGCUCGAAGGCAGGCACGGUGUAUCUCAUCGAGGGUAUCCCCAAAGGUUGUCUCGGCAAGACCUGUUCUUCGAAUUCGCAGCAAAAGGGCUGCCAUGACAAGCUUGGACAUCAAAGGCAGGCUUCGAAGGUGUUGUUGGAUGGGAUUAGUGGUUGCCUCGUUGAUGGCCUUCUUGAUUGUCGCAAUCGUAACACGACCUGAACCUUUGGGCUGCGUUUGACUGUCUCGCUUGCUUGGAGUUGCGGGAUCACUAGGAGCAUCAGCCUCGGCGAGCUCUACAGCUCGGCGGCAUAUGUCAAGGGCCCUCCGGGCGUCACCACUGACUGCGGCUACCUUUCGGCUAGCGAACUGUAUAGCGUCCGGAUCUACGAUAUUUCCAGGAACUCCUUCUAGUCGUGACUGAAUGAUCUUCAUCAGUUGUUCGUGAUUGUAACCAGGGAAUGUGAUACGUGUUAGACCUGGGUUUUUGGUUAAUAUUACAGCAAUGUGUCAGAUUGAGAUAAUACCUAGUCGACUGCUGAUCUUAUUGCUGAGGGUUCUUUCAGGAAGGUCCAUGGUGUUUGCAACUGCAAGUACAAUAAGACGGCUAUGUCGCAAAGUGGGCCAGUUGAAGAAGUUGUACAUGACGGCCUGAUUCUUUGUGACUAGUUGGUCAAGCUCAUCCAUGAGUACAACGCAGGGAAUUCGGCGAGGGCUAGGGUUGCUGAACUCUCGUUCCAGAUGAUCAAGAGCCUGCGCUGGACUGGCUCUCUCCCCUUUAAGGGCUUCCCAGAGAAGAGUAUAGGAUUGGUGAGGGUCCGUGAUCUUCAUACCAUUGAUCUCCACGAAUAUGAAAUCGUCCAGCUCAUCAGAGCCUACAGCUUCUUCGAGCCUGGAGACGACCUCGCGGACCGUCGCUGUUUUCCCUGUUCCAGGUGUUCCAGAAAUAUAAAUACAGUUACCUGUGCCAUCGGAAAUAGCUGCUUCAAGAUGAGAAUAAACCAAAGAAAAUUCUACUUCCCGACAAGGAAGACUGGUUGGGACCGACGAG